AUGACCUCCAGCUAUGGGCACGUUCUGGAGCGGCAGCCGGCCCUGGGUGGCCGCUUGGACAGUCCCGGGAACCUCGAUAACCUUCAAGCGAAAAAGAACUUCUCGGUGAGUCACCUGCUCGAUCUGGAGGAGGCCGGUGACAUGGUGGCCGCCCAGGCGGAUGAAAGUGUCGGCGAGGCAGGACGGAGUCUGCUGGAGUCCCCCGGGCUGACCAGCGGCAGCGACACUCCACAGCAAGACAAUGAUCAGCUGAACUCAGAGGAGAAGAAGAAGAGAAAGCAGAGGAGAAAUAGGACCACUUUCAACAGCAGUCAGUUGCAGGCAUUAGAAAGAGUCUUUGAGAGGACACACUACCCUGAUGCUUUUGUACGGGAAGACCUUGCCCGCAGAGUUAACCUCACUGAAGCCAGAGUUCAGGUGUGGUUUCAAAACCGAAGAGCCAAGUUUCGCAGGAAUGAGAGAGCCAUGCUGGCUAACAAAAAUGCUUCCCUCCUCAAAUCGUACUCAGGGGAUGUGACUGCUGUGGAGCAGCCCAUUGUACCUCGUCCUGCUCCAAGACCCACCGACUAUCUUUCCUGGGGGACAGCCUCUCCGUACAGUGCCAUGGCUACUUAUCCUGCUACAUGUGCCAACACUAGCCCUGCGCAGGGCAUGAACAUGGCCAACAGCAUUGCCAACCUGAGACUGAAGGCAAAGGAAUAUAGUUUACAGAGGAACCAGGUGCCAACAGUCAACUGAGAAAAACAAACAAAAACAUUCAAAAACAAACCUAAGAAGAAGCCAGAAACAAAGUAAAACAGAAAACCACCAUAAGAUAACUAUCUUGCUCUGUCUACUGCUUUGUCUGCUGGGGAAAACAAACACAAACAGACAAAGAAUGCAGAACUAAACAUUGGGACCAUAGCAGAGAAAAGCAAGAGAGGAGCAAACUGAAAAAAAAAUUAGUUAACAAAUGUUUCCCCUCCCUUUGGGAUAUCACUACCAUUUGUUCCCGUGUUUGAUUAUUUUUGUUUUCAUUCAUCUAUGCUUUGCUCAGUAUAAUGCAAGCUUCUUCAGCUAUGUCCACCCCAUCCCUCAUUAUUCUAAGUUUUUUUAAAUCCAUAACAGCAGAACUAUAUAGACAUGCAGAAAAGAGUGCCUAGUGUCAUGCCGCUGACCCAUCUUGAGCCUUAGUGCCAUCCCUGUCCUCCUGCCCAGCUCAGUGUCUAAAAAGCUCAGAGGGAUCUCAAGAUUGCCAAAGUCUUUCUAAAGUGCCUGCCUGCCUCAUGAGCAGGUUUUGUGGGAUAGCUUCUGGAAAAUGGCAGCCAUGUCCAAACUGGGUCAUUAGCCUGUCCUGAUCUCUUCCUACCUGGCUGAUUCAGAGCACUAAGCCUAUUUAAAACAAUAACAACAUAAAACACGACCCAUCUGUUCCCCAAAGUAUCAGCUGUUCUGGUUUAGAGUGAUCCAUACCUUCACAAUUAGCCAUUUUGAAGUGGGGAAGCACCCUACAUUUAAGGGAAAUGGAAAACUAGCCCUAUGCAGAAUCAAAGACUGAGAUCUGUAACUGGUGUUGCCCACUGCUUCCUUGGUGCCACGGGUAAAAGGAUAGUCAGAUGCACAUUUAUAUAUAUACUGUAUAUAUUUAUAUAUAUUAUGUAUACAUAUAUAAUAUUCUUACAAGCUCGGCUUUGUGGUUUCUCAAACGUAAUGCAAUGAAGAUGAAAACAUCGGGAUUGUCGGUGGGGCUACCACUACUUUGUGUAUCUCUAAUGAAGGGGAAAAUUACCAGUAAUUAGCCUUCUGGUUUGUUUUCUUUGCUGUUACAUAAUUCCAGGUAAGGCCAUAUAGGGCAACCCUUUCAAAAUAGAUUUUAUUGAUACACUGUGACUUUAAAUGGAUCACAGUUUGAUCUGAGAGUUUGGAAAUAAGGCUCUUUUAUGAAGAGGUUGGUUUCAUAUGGAGUGAUGAGAAGACCUGUUCUACAGUGGGAAUUAUUUUAGAGAAGAAGAAAAGCCGUUUUAAUCAUCCAUCUUUUCUUCAACAAACAGUAAUCUGAAAAACAGAUUUUUGGAAGUCAGCUCCUUAAAAAAAAUAGUUAGAAUAAACUCCCAAUUUUAAAAGGCUAUUUCUUUAAAAAGUGAUUUUGAACUUGUGCUUGCAAUUAGGAGCACAGAUACAUUUGUGCUUUUUGGUAAUGAUGUUGAUUUUCCCAACUGUGCUUUAAUCUUACCAGGAAACCUCAACUGAGUUCUAUCACCAUGCUGUGCCUUAGUUUACUUGUUUGCAAAAUGGGUUUCAUAAUACUAACCUACCUCACAGGGGUGUUGUGAGGCUCUAAUCAUUUGUUCAUCCAUUCCUUCCUUCACUUUGUAGCACCUGGAAGGAAAGAUGGUGCCCUUAUUUUCUAGCAGGGAAAUGCUGCCUUGCUAUAAACAAUUGUAAUUAUGUAUUGGGAAAUGGGGAGACUGAUAUAAACUCACAGAUUUCUCAA
Molecule: messenger RNA, 2473 nt
Organism: Trichosurus vulpecula (common brushtail)
Lineage: Eukaryota; Metazoa; Chordata; Mammalia; Diprotodontia; Phalangeridae
Gene: PRRX1
Product: paired related homeobox 1
Exons: 4
Coding region: 1-738 (245 amino acids)
Biological process (GO): regulation of DNA-templated transcription
Molecular function (GO): DNA-binding transcription factor activity, RNA polymerase II-specific; DNA binding
Source: RefSeq, a predicted model, not a curated record